AUGAGUAUUGACGACAAUAUCUUAUUAGUUAACACAGCCACCGAAACCGAUGAUACAUUGAAAACCGAUGCCAUUGCUCAAUGUUCUCUAAUCUCACUAGACACCAUCUCAAUACCUAUUCGUAUUAGCACAUCAUCACAUAAAUUUUGUGUUAUUUGUCGAUCUGAUCUUGAUGGAAAACAUGCUACCGUUAUUUCUGAAUCUAUUAGACUCACAUUACUUGUUCAACAUACAAUUUAUUUGAAACCCGGUGUGCGUUGUUGCAAGGAUCAUUUAAAUGGUAAUGGCUUAAAACCACAAGGUUUAAAUAUAAUCAAAAAGAAAUAUCCUCCUAUAACAUCUAUAAUGAUUAAUGAUCUUAUGGAUAUAAUCAAUGAAUUAAUAUUACAGGUAAAAAACUCAAAAAGUGAUAUUUUAAUACAAAAAAAGGUAUCUAUCUCCUUUGAUGAUCCAUUUCAAUAUUCUGAUGAUGAUUAUUUUACACUUAUUGGAAUCUAUAAAUCUGAUUUUGAUGCUUUAUGUGAACAAGUUAAAAUGCGAGAUACUGAUAACAGAUCGGUUUCAAUGGCAAUUGGCUGUCUACUUACAAAACUUCGAAUUGGAUUGAGUAACGAUGUUCUUUCGACACUUUUUUCAUUUGAUGACAAAAGGACUAUUGGGCACAUUGUUGAAAGUGCUCGUAAGGCACUUAUCGAAAACUUUGUACCUUCAUAUUUAGGAUUUCAUCACAUAAGUCGUGAAACAGUUAUCAAAUGUCAUACAAGACCAUUAGCUAAACAGCUUCUUACUGGUGGAAACGAUGCUGCUAUAUUAGUUCUUGAUUCAACAUAUCUUUAUGUUCAGAAGUCCAGUAACAAUUUAUUACAACGAAAACUUUUUAGUCUUCAUAAGAAUCGACCAUUAAUUAAGCCUAUGAUGAUAGUGGCAACAGAUGGCUACAUUAUUUCAGCUAUCGGCCCAUAUUAUGCCGAUUGGCGAAAUAAUGAUGCCAACAUUACUAAUCACCUACUUCGUACUAACCAAGAAAAUAUCUUGAGUUGGCUAAAAGCAGGUGACACAUUAGUAGUAGACAGAGGCUUCCGUGAUGUUAUAGAUUA
This is a messenger RNA of Rotaria sp. Silwood2, 1097 nucleotides long. NCBI's taxonomy places the organism in Eukaryota, Metazoa, Rotifera, Eurotatoria, Philodinida, Philodinidae. The record is from the annotation of a GenBank genome assembly.